Molecule: messenger RNA, 966 nt
Organism: Lemur catta (Ring-tailed lemur)
Lineage: Eukaryota; Metazoa; Chordata; Mammalia; Primates; Lemuridae
Product: olfactory receptor 4D10
Exons: 1
Coding region: 1-966 (321 amino acids)
Biological process (GO): G protein-coupled receptor signaling pathway
Cellular component (GO): membrane
Molecular function (GO): olfactory receptor activity; G protein-coupled receptor activity
Source: RefSeq, a predicted model, not a curated record
AUGGAGAUGGAAAACUGCACCAGGGUAAAAGAAUUUAUUUUCCUUGGCCUAUCCCAGAAUCAAGGAGUGAGCUUGGCCUUAUUUCUUUUCCUGCUUUUGGUGUAUGUAACAACUCUGUUGGGAAACCUCCUCAUCAUGGUCACUGUGACCUGUGAAUCUCGCCUUCACACCCCCAUGUAUUUUUUGCUCCGCAAUUUAUCUAUUGCCGAUAUCUGCUUUUCUUCCAUCACAGCUCCCAAAGUUCUGGUAGAUCUCCUGUCUGAGAGAAAGACCAUCUCCUUCCAUGAGUGCUUCACUCAGAUGUUCUUCUUCCACCUUAUUGGAGGGGUGGAUGUCUUUUCUCUAUCAGUGAUGGCAUUAGAUCGAUACGUGGCCAUCUCUAAGCCACUGCACUAUGUUACCAUCAUGAGUAGAGGCCGUUGCAUUGGGUUAAUAGUGGCUGCCUGGGUGGGGGGCUUUGUCCACUCCACUGUGCAGAUUUCCCUGUUGCUCCCACUCCCCUUCUGUGGACCCAAUGUUCUUGACACUUUCUACUGUGAUGUCCCUCAGGUCCUCAAACUUGCCUGUACAGACAUUUUCAUACUUGAACAGUUGAUGAUUUCCAACAAUGGACUACUCACCACACUAUGGUUUUUUUUGCUCCUGGUAUCCUAUAUGGUAAUAUUGUUAUUACUAAGGUCCCAGGCAGGCGAGGGCAGGAGGAAAGCCAUCUCCACCUGCACCUCCCACAUCACUGUGGUGACCCUGCAUUUUGUGCCCUGCAUCUAUGUCUAUGCCCGGCCCUUCACUGCCCUCCCCACAGAUAAGGCCAUUUCUGUCACCUUCACUGUCAUCUCUCCUCUACUGAACCCCUUGAUUUACACCCUGAGGAAUCAGGAGAUGAAAUCAGCCAUGCAGAGACUGACAAGAAGACUGGUGCCUUCUGACAGGAGCAGACUGAUACUUCCCUCCUCACAUGACCUUUAA